GAUUGUUUACACAAACUCUUCACUCCACGCGAGUGAUGGUGUACUAUUGUUGUACCAUUUUGUGGAGUAGCAAGGAUUCCACUCUGAUUUUGUUCAUAAAGUUUUAAUAGUAGAUUAGUAAUGUCUGUCAUCUGAAGGACAUGAUAGUCUAUAUCCUGCUCAAGUAAAGUGGGACACGAAAUCAGAAUUAUCUUACAAGUUACAAAGGCUCAAAGGUGUCACGUUGAGAUAGGGCACUGAACUUCAUUUUUCAAAAGUUUGCGAUUUGCGGUAGGCCGGUAGGUUAGUUUAGAUUCUACUUUCUCGCGUUUAAUUCAGGGGGAGGACUUUCGUAGCGAGCGAUCACUCUGAACUCUAUGAACGUAAUACUCAAUGGCCAUCAAAAUCAGUAUGGAAGACCUAAAGCCAGUGUUUUUCUAGUCUUGUAACAAAUGAUGAAAUUGCCGUGGUUUAGAUCUGUUACGUGUACAUGAUUCUCUGAACUCCAGCGCAAAGUUUUGUCUAGAUCUAGAUCUAGAUCUAGGCCCGACUGGAAUUAAACACGAGAAAGUAAACAAUUGCCCGAUAUUCCCCAACCCCAGAUCUGGGUCUGGACAAUUAACGCACGGCGUAAGAACAGAUCAUAAGCCUCUUUUUUAUGUGUUCAGAAGAUUGUUCUAUCUCUAUCCGUCAGAGUCUGACAUGUCUCAGUGUGUGUGGUGUGGUGUGGUGAACAGUGGUGGGGUGUAGCAUACUGUCUAAGUCUAGAGUUGGAGCUAUUCAAACCUAGAUACGCAGUGGCUACGUCUGCAGGCUACGUUCAUGGUGCACAUAGUUGGCAGGCUACGUUCAUGGCGCCCUGAAUGCAGUUUGCAGGCGUUGUUGAGGCUACGUUUACAGCACAAAAGCUUCAUUAAGGGGGAGCGUCCACUGCCGGGUUAAGUCAGUUGGUUUUAGUCUGUGACGACAGUGACAUAUUAAAUAUUUUGGCCAGCUUCAAGUGUUCCAUCCCAUGAGAUGAAGGAAAACAAAGCGCCCUUACAGAAUUAAAGUCGGGAUAUGGGAUAUAUAUGGAAAAUUGGAAUACGGUACAAGGGAAACAAGAGGAACAUGGGUCAGCUGACGUCACGACAAGAGCUGAUCAGUUCAGAGGUCAGUAACCCGCUCAUGCGCAACUGGCUGUGUGCAAAUUUGGCUGUGAGAGAAGCAUCCAAUGCCCUCGCCAGAUAUGUACAUUUGAAGAUAUCUCUGAUGCACAAAGAGAUGCAGAAAUCUGUUGGUGAUUUGCCUGUGUGUGUUUUCAACUGCAGCAAAAGAGAAUCUGCUUGGUGCUCUACAUGUGAAAGCUGGAGGAGCCACAUCCUGGCGGCCUGUGAGAGAAACUACAAGAGUCAUGUCAACUGGUCCCGUCUGAACUCUUCCCAGUGGUCUCUAAACCCCUACGAAGUCGGAAGGGCCUUUAUCCCAAGGGCACAUAGACUUUAUUACAAGUCGGCGGAAUUUCACGAGGAUUUUCGCUUUUCUUUAAGUUUCUUGGAAAACUGCGAGGAGGUUCUCGUGCGCAGAUCUUUGUGUGAGAGGGCGUGGCAGUGGCGAGGGAAAGUCCUGAGGAAGAAAGGAAUCAUGCGGCUUGGGUCGCAGGAGCUAGAGUCGUGCAUUUCGGUGCUGGUGAGUCUGGUCUCUGUGUCGGAACUGCCGGAGAGAGAGACGACGAUCGACAAGCUGAGGAGUCUGAUGAGAGAUUCAGACGAGGAGCACGAGGGUUGUGUUGUCAUGUAGAAACCAAAAACUGGUGAGAUUUUUGCCUGUGCCUUUCAAUCUUUCGGUUGCUUCCAUCUUUUUGAAACCCGUACAACACCUGACUAUUUGUAGCCCUCACUUCCCUGUGGUCCAGGAAAUACUGGAGUCCUUGACCUCUCAGGCCCAGCCACUACAAACAGUAGACUACAGUUUAUGACUGUAACUUUUUGUCGCCAAUAAAAAACCCCAAAAAUUC
Aplysia californica (California sea hare) is the source of this 1975-nucleotide messenger RNA. RefSeq lists its product as uncharacterized. The transcript has 3 exons. The record is from RefSeq and is a predicted model, not a curated record. Bases 1039 to 1758 code for a protein of 239 amino acids. Lineage: Eukaryota; Metazoa; Mollusca; Gastropoda; Aplysiida; Aplysiidae.